CGGACCCCGCCCCAGGGUCGUGCCUUGGUACCGCCCUGCCCGCCCGGCGCUCGGGGGAGGGUGUGACCGGGCCUCGCUCCCCCUCCUUGCAGCGCGCAGUGGUGGCUGCCACGCCGAGUUCCGGUUCCUGUGGCUGCGGCCGCGGGCGGGCGGUGAGGCUGGGCAAGCGUGCAGUUGGCGCCCCGGCUCGCCGCCCCCGCCUCGCCGCACCUCCGGCUUGCUGCCGCGCGGGGGCCUGCGCCGCCCCUGCCUCCCCUUCCGGGCCAUGGUGCAACCCCAGGGCGCGUCCGUCCCCCGCCGCCGCUGACCCCGGUCCCCCACUCCAUGGCCGCCUCGGCGCCGCCCCCACCGGACAAGCUGGAGGGAGGUGGCGGCCCCGCACCGCCCCCUGCGCCACCCAGCACCGGGAGGAAGCAGGGCAAGGCCGGUCUGCAAAUGAAGAGCCCAGAAAAGAAGCGAAGAAAGUCAAAUACUCAGGGCCCUGCAUACUCACAUCUGACGGAGUUUGCGCCACCCCCGACUCCCAUGGUGGAUCACCUGGUUGCAUCCAACCCUUUUGAGGAUGACUUCGGAGCCCCUAAGGUGGGGGGCGCAGCCCCUCCAUUCCUUGGCAGUCCUGUCCCCUUUGGGGGUUUCCGUGUACAGGGGGGCAUGGCAGGCCAGGUACCCCCAGGCUAUGGCGCUGGGGGUGGAGUAGGCCCCCAGCCUCUUCGUCGACAGCCCCCCCCUUUCCCUCCCAACCCCAUGGGCCCUGCUUUCAACAUGCCCCCACAGGGUCCUGGCUACCCUCCCCCAGGCAACAUGAACUUUGCCAGCCAACCCUUCAACCAGCCUCUGGGUCAAAACUUUAGCCCGCCUGGUGGGCAGAUGAUGCCAGGCCCCGUGGGGGGAUUUGGCCCCAUGAUCUCACCCACCAUGGGACAGCCUCCCAGAGGGGAGCUGGGCCCCCCUUCUCUCCCCCAACGCUUUGCCCAGCCAGGGGCACCUUUUGGCCCUUCUCCUCUCCAGAGACCUGGUCAGGGCCUCCCCAGCUUGCCCCCCAACACAAGUCCCUUCCCUGGUCCGGACCCUGGCUUUCCUGGCCCUGGUGGUGAGGAUGGGGGGAAGCCCUUAAAUCCACCUGCUCCCACUGCUUUUCCCCAGGAGCCCCACUCAGGCUCCCCGGCUGCUGCUGUUAAUGGAAAUCAGCCCAGUUUUCCCCCAAACAGCAGUGGGCGGGGUGGGGGCACCCCAGAUGCCAAUAGCCUGGCACCCCCUGGCAAGACAAGUGCGGGCUCAGGGCCCCAGCCUCCCCCAGGCCUGGUGUAUCCAUGUGGUGCCUGUCGGAGUGAGGUGAACGACGACCAAGAUGCCAUUCUGUGUGAGGCUUCCUGCCAGAAGUGGUUCCACCGCGAGUGCACGGGCAUGACUGAGAGCGCCUAUGGGUUGCUGACCACUGAGGCGUCUGCUGUCUGGGCCUGCGAUCUCUGCCUCAAGACCAAGGAGAUCCAGUCUGUCUACAUCCGCGAGGGCAUGGGGCAGCUGGUGGCUGCUAACGAUGGGUGAUGCUGGCGAGGUGCCCAGGAAGUGCAUACGUUCCUCCCUGCUCUUCCAGGGUGGUGGUUUUCCUGUCUGGCUCUUGGUCCUUGUUUCCACUGGCUUCCCAUCCCCAUGGGGCAGAAACACAAUGGCUCCUGGGGGCAGAAAAGGAACUGAGGUGGGCAGGCAGAAGAGCCUGGAUUACUCACUUUUCUGGAAACUUACGUGUUGAGAUCUACAGAGGUCCAGGAAACCAAAGCCCUGCCAAGCAGAGCCAUUUUUGGUGGCUGUCUCUGGAGGCCUAGGGGUGUGGCUGCAAGAGAAAAGAGGCUGGAGGAAGAUCUGAAGGGCAGGGGUGUCCCCUCUACAGAUGAUGGAUGCCCCCAACACCUGUGCCUAACACUCCUGUCUAGCCCCCCAGCCCCAGCCUUAGUUUUUGGAGUCCAGUAUUAAAGGUUUCUGGCCAGAGGAGUUGGGGGUCUCUUCCCAUCUCUGCAGUAGCCCUUUCAUGGGUGCUGGGAAACAGCUUUAGAGAAUAAAUGGAGAUUUUCCCCUUUUCUUACCUUCCCCUUGCCUCCUCCAAGACCUACCCAACUCCUCCCCCCCUCAGAGAACCAAAUAGCUUGAAGAAGCAGGAGAGUACGUGGCUAUGGCAGUUUCUUGGUGAUUUGGGGCUUCAAGACAGUAGUUAAGAGAUGCUGUCAGGACAUAUCUUCCUUAUGCCAAAGUCACUGGUCGUUUCUCAGACUCUUGUGCUUUUUCCCCAAUGACAAUAUUUUUGCUAAAAAUUGGGAUAUGUGGUCUGACAGAGCAGAAUAUUUGAUGUUUGGACUGUCCGGGAAGCCUGGUCUCUGGCUGUACAUGCCCCCCCAUCUGUUGCACAUUAUUCGCAGCGCUGGUCUUCAACUUUUGGCGCCCUUACUUCCCUGCUUCCCUGGCUUGAUUGAAGGAAAGCUUGAAGAGGCGCAGAGCCCUUAUACCUCAUUUUUUCUCCUGAUGAAAGGAUCCCUGUCUCAGCCUGUGGGUGGGGAGGCGGCAGGACCCUUAUUGCCAUGGUACUAAAAUGCAAUCCAGAGCCUGGAUGUUUUUUGUUUCUCUCUUUCCCUGCUAUUCUUUAUAUAUCUUCUCCGGCCUGGUGAUUCAGCUGUUCUCAUUCCUCUCAGCCAGGGUCCUGCACUGGGCUUUGUUUUUAUUUUAUUUUGUAAACACUGCCUGCCAGAGAUGGGCCAGUGGCCCGAUCAGGAGCCCCUCACAGCUGCUGUCUCUUCCUUACAGCUCGUGCACACAUUCCUCAGUGGGGUGGGGAAGGCAGGCUUGGGUUGUGGCCCUGAGAGGAGCUGGUGUUCCCCUGCCCCCACUUCUCCCGGGACCCUAGCGUGUGAAGAGAAGACAAAGGUAUACUGCAGAACUCUUUUGCCUGCCCAGGUGUAGCAUGCAGCCUCUGAGGCUGUGAGAAAGAAGGGAGCGGCCUCUGGGCCUCUCUCCUCUAGUUCCCUGCCGUGGAACAGCAGAGAUGGCAGCCCCCGCACCCCUGCACUGCUGAGCUUUGUGUUGUGUUUGUGGUUCUGUUUGCCCCUCUUUUAUCGGUUGCUAUUUUUGUGGUCUCCCCCAUCUCUGCAUUUGGUAAGAUGGCUCUUGCGGGGGGGGGCGUGUCUGCUCAGUCCCUCUCUCCGUCAGUCCACUGCUUUUUGGAAGGAAGCGGGGGUGGCAGAGAUGUGGUGGGGAAAGUUUUGUACGGUUGGGUUAAUAAAAUGACUUGGAAAAUCCA
Molecule: messenger RNA, 3286 nt
Organism: Balaenoptera acutorostrata (minke whale)
Lineage: Eukaryota; Metazoa; Chordata; Mammalia; Artiodactyla; Balaenopteridae
Gene: PYGO2
Product: pygopus family PHD finger 2
Exons: 3
Coding region: 325-1545 (406 amino acids)
Biological process (GO): kidney development; spermatid nucleus differentiation
Source: RefSeq, a predicted model, not a curated record